AUGGGCUUCCACAAGUCAUCCAUGGACAUCCAUCUCAAGAAUGGACAUGUCCUCUGCGCAUACUGUCGCCGGCCCUCCGGAGAAGCUAUAUAUUCCGAACUGGACUUGAAUGAGUUCCUUGGCACCAAGAAGGUCGCGGUUGCCACCUCCCUCUCGCCCCACCCCUUGCAAACACUAGAAAAGCAUCCGCAGCAAGAAAUUAUUAACACAGGGCCUCUCAUAGGGAAAUUCGCCUGGAGCGCGGAGAACUUCUCUGACGCGGCGUCGGACGUCCACCUCGAGAUGGAGGGCCAACCGUCGCAACCGAUUCUGCAUGCACAAUUGGGCGACGGCGACGGGGCGCAUCACGAAGAUUGCGUGAACUUGGCGGAUUGUAUCAAGAAUGAGGAUGGGCAUCUGCGGUUCAUGGAUUGUUUCUAG
Messenger RNA from Penicillium macrosclerotiorum, 420 nucleotides. Its product is annotated as CVNH domain-containing protein. Lineage: Eukaryota; Fungi; Ascomycota; Eurotiomycetes; Eurotiales; Aspergillaceae. The record is from RefSeq and is a predicted model, not a curated record. The transcript is spliced from 2 exons. Bases 1 to 420 code for a protein of 139 amino acids.